Messenger RNA from Rotaria socialis, 1866 nucleotides. Lineage: Eukaryota; Metazoa; Rotifera; Eurotatoria; Philodinida; Philodinidae. The record is from the annotation of a GenBank genome assembly.
AUGAAUGGAUAUUUAUCAACAAGUCGUCGCCGACCACAAACACACGAUAUUGCAACAAAGUUAGUUAAGCGAACUGACGUAGUUUCUGUUCUAUUUCAAAUCGAAGUUCAUAUUAAAAAAAUUGGAAAUAGUGUUAAUUUUGCUGAUAUUACUCAAUUUAGUGAAUAUCCAAAUGGCAAAGAGGUUUUAUUUGAUUUAAAUACUUGUUUUAAAAUAGAAUCUAUUGAACAGGAUGGAUCAAUUGAAUUGAUUAGAAUGAAAUUAUCGAAUCCAGGGGAAAUGAUAACCAAAGAUUAUAUUGAACUAACAUUAAGGAAAACAGAAGAAAAAAGUGUUGCGAUUGUAUUUGGAAGAUUAAUGUGUAAUUUAGGUCAAUAUGAUAAAUCGCAACACUAUUUUGAACAACUACGGAAGGAUCCAAAUGGUGAAAAUCUUGCUUGGAUUGAAUUUAAUAUUGGUAGAGUGCUAUGUUAUAAAGGUGAAUGGAAAGAAGCAAGAGACCAUUUCGAUUGUGCAUACGAUCGAAUGGUGGCAAAUAAACCGGUACGAGUCAAAGACUCGACUCGUGUUCUUGACAAAAUUGGUCUUAUUCUUGAGAAUCAAGGAAAGUAUGAUGAAGCUCUCGGGUAUUAUAAGCAAGCACUAGAUAUAAAAGAGAAAUGUUAUCUACCUGGUUCUGUCAGUAUCGCAGCAAGUUUCAAUCACAUAGGCAACAUCCUUUCUUCACAAAAAAAGUAUAAUGAGGCUCUUGAUUUUUAUAAGCGAGCGUUGGACAUUGAAGGAAAAUGUUUUUCAUCUGGUCAUGUCAACAUUGCUGCGAAUCAUAACAAAAUUGGUAUUAUUCUACGAGGACAAGGAAGAUACGAUGAAGCUCUUAAAUAUUAUCAACGAGCACUUGAAAUGCAAGAGGAACAUUACCCGUCAGGGCACGCAGACAUUGCACAUAGCCUUAGUAACAUUGGUCAUAUUCUGUUCGAUCAAGCAAAAUAUGAUGAAGCUCUCGAUUACUAUCAACGAGCACUAAAAAUGAGAGAGAAAUAUUAUCCAUCUUGUGAUAUCGCUAUUGUUCAAAGUCUAAACAAUAUUGGUGGUCUUCUAUUCGAACAUGAAAAGUACGAUGAAGCUCUCGAUUAUUAUAAACGAUUGCUGAAAAUUCAAGAGGACUACUAUUCAUCUGAUGAGUUGGACAUUGCGCAAAGUUUCAAUAAACUCGGUAAGAUUCUCUAUCAUCAACAAAGAUAUGAUACCGCUCUGCAUUACCACCAGCGUGCAUUGAAAAUACAGGUGAAACAUUAUUCAUCGGAUUAUGUAGAUAUUGCUACAAGUCUCAACAACAUUGGUCUUAUUCUUGAAAAACAAGUAAAAUACGAUGAAGCUCUCGACUACUAUCAGCGAUCACUGAAAAUACAAGAGGAGAGUUAUCCGUUUGGCCAUGUGUAUGUUGCUCGAAACCUAACCAGUAUUGGUGAUAUUCUUUACCAUCAAAGAAAUUAUGACGAUGCUCUCGACUACUAUCAACGAUCAUUGAAAAUGCAAGAGGAAUAUUAUCGAUCUGGUCAUGUUGAAAUCGCAAAAAGCCUCUAUAGUAUUGGCACUAUUUUUUAUGAUCAAGAAAAUUAUGAUGAAGCUCUUGAUUAUUUUCAACGAGCAUUGAAAAUGAGAGAGAAAUAUUGUUCAUCCGAUCAUGUAAAUAUAGGUGAAUCUUUGAAUAUUAUUGGAAUUUGUUAUGAAAAGCAAAACAAGACAAAAAUAGCUCUGGAUUACUAUCAUCGGCCAAUGACUAUUUUCAUGAAAUUUCUUCCUCCAGAUCACCCAAGUCGUAUUAGGAUCGAGGAGAGAAUCCAUCGACUUACUAAAAAGAAAUGA